This is a messenger RNA of Fusarium musae, 789 nucleotides long. RefSeq lists its product as uncharacterized. Bases 1 to 789 code for a protein of 262 amino acids. The transcript has a single exon. The record is from RefSeq and is a predicted model, not a curated record. Lineage: Eukaryota; Fungi; Ascomycota; Sordariomycetes; Hypocreales; Nectriaceae.
AUGCCCUUCAACAACCAUCGCUAUAACCUACGCAGACACCCAUACGAGGGCGGUCGAGACUUUGUUCGUCCUCAAACCGGACGAGGUCAUAGUCGUGGCCAGUCCCAGGGGUUUAGAAAUGCCACACCAGGUCAAAGCUACGGUCAGCAGCAAUGGAAAGACGAGCAACCCGCUUUGUAUCCUCAAGGAAACGACAGAGUUGCCAACAACUACCAUCAGUCUGAUAACUACCAUCAGCUUGCUCCUCAGCAACUUCCACUCACUGCAGUAACUUUGUACCCCCAGCCUCUUUAUGCUGAACCACUUAGCGCGGCAGUCGACAAUGCUAUUCGUCUCUCGUUGAGCGACAAGUACCCUCAGGAUCAGGACCAGCCAGUCAUUCAAAGCCAGCCGGAGAGUCACAGUCAAGAAGUUCACCCUGAACAGGCCCCGAGAGGCACUAAGCGCAAGAACAACACGGAGCAUGGCGAACAGACGAACAUGAACCAUACUCCGGACCACCAAACUAUGUUCAGUGACCGCCAUGACAGCAUGUACGAGGAGAACGCGACCAACCAGGUGGUUGACUAUGGGCUACUUAAAGCCAAAGGUAGCGCAAUCUUCAUCAACCGCGAGGCUGCCAUCCAGGCAAUUGAGGGCAUGUUCCAGCAAGGCGAGCCAAUCACUCUCUCUUGGAAUUCAGGAACGUCCACAGCCCCACCAGACACGGAGCUUCCAAAUGCCUUCCCGCACGGCAAAGAGACAGCGGACAGUCUCAGCCCGGGACAGCCUCGCCCUACAGCGAGCUGA